AUGUCGGAUACAAACACGUUUCCGCCUUCUCCUGUAGCUGCUGCCGGCAUAGAUCCACAACAGCAGCAAGAAGCCAUAGUAGAUGAAUCACAUCAAUUGCAUCAAGAGCUCAACACAGCAUUAAAAUCAGAGCAAGGAGGUGCUCCCGUACACGUCUUUUAUCCAGAUAUGCCAGCCGAGCAAAAGAAGGAAGCAUUGAUGAAGAACGCACCCGAGUUCCCUACCAUGGUUGAGUCAUUAGAGCACAUUAGUGAGCCAUUAGCCACUGACAUUGGAUCGACUGCCAACGACAAAAUAGCCGAGACAUUAUCCAAACCUGUCAAUAGCAGCAACAACAAACAAACAUCCAAAACACCAGGCGCCUAUGUCGAGCAACCUGUCCCUAUCCAGGGAGGUAUUCCCGAUUGGUAUAACGUGGGUUGGACAAGCUUCUCUAACCUACCUAAUCCUGGAGAUGAAAAAGCCAUGCAAGUAUUUGCAAAGACACAUUCUCCCGAGGAAAUCAAGCGUAUCUUUGAGGAUCGCUCUCGAUCUUCCAACGGUGACUAUGCCUCAGAUCUAGUAGCCCAACUCGUUAGUGAAAAGUACUAUGGCGAAUGGUAUCACAACUGCGGCGUUGUCUUUGUCGCCAUCUUCUUUACUUGGUUGCUGAUCAAGAUACGCCUAGGUUUAAUGUCCUGUCUAAUUGUAGGCGCUUUUUUUGCCACUUACUAUCGUACCUCAAUUAAACGCACCAGACGCAAUGCCCGUGAUGAUAUGCAACGUCAAGUCAGCAUCAACCGCUUGGAAACAGAUGAGGAGACUGUCGGCUGGAUGAACCACUUUUUGGAUCGUUUUUGGCUUAUUUUUGAGCCUGCCUUGUCUGCUCAGAUCAUUGGCCAAGUGGACGCCAUUCUGGCUGAGAACACGCCUUCCUUCUUGGAUUCCAUUCGCAUGAGUUCAUUCACCUUGGGCACGAAGGCUCCCAGCGUCGAUGGCAUCAGAGUGUAUCCUGGUACUGCUCCUGAUGUGGUUUGCAUGGACUGGAAGCUGUCCUUUAUCCCCAACGACGUCCUUGAUUUGACCGCUCGUGAAGCACAGCAAAAGGUCAACCCCAAGAUUGUAUUGACUAUUCGUGUUGGUAAGGGUAUGAUUGGUGCUGGUAUGCCCGUGUUGCUUGAAGAUAUCGCCUUUAGCGGUCAUUUGAGAAUCAAGCUCAAGUUGUUUAAUGAAAUGCCUCAUGUCAAGUCGGUGGAGCUGUCCUUUUUGGAGAAACCUCACUUUGAUUACGUGCUCAAGCCUGUGGGUGGGGAUACGCUUGGUUUCGAUAUCAACAACAUUCCUGGUUUAGAGACAUUCAUCAAGGAUCAAGUGCACUCCAACCUGGGCCCCAUGAUGUACGCACCCAACGUGUUCACCUUGGACGUCGCUGCCAUGAUGGAAGGUGCCAAUGAUUUGGAGGCAGCCAACGGCGUGCUUGCUGUUACUAUUUACUCUGCUAAUAACCUCAAGCCCAACGAUUUAUUUGGUAGUCUGGAUCCUUACUGCUCCUUCCGUGUGGGCAAUGUGCACAACCCUGAACUUGCUCGUACCUCUGCUAUAGAAAACACCUCGCAUCCCAAGUGGAACGAAACUCAUUUCGUGCUCUUGAACAACCUCAACGACAUUCUCUGCUUUCAAAUCAUGGACCGUAAUUCUGGUCGAAGCGAUGCUGAGAUUGGUGUGGCCAAUUUGGAUUUGAAGGAUGUCCAGGAAAAUGAUGGUGCUAUCGAAGGCUUGAACUUGGUGGUGCUUCGUAGUGGUAAGCCAGUGGGUGAAGUCAAGGCGGAUGUGCGCUAUUUCCCAGUGUCCAAAGCUGAGAAAUUGGAAGAUGGCACUGUAAUUCCUCCUGCUGAAUCCAACAGCGGUGUGGUUCGCUUCUACGUGCAGGAUUGCAAGGACAUUGGCCAAGUGGUUACGCAAAAGAAGGGCGGUAUUCCUUUGGUAGGUGGUCUGCCCAUCAUCAGCGGUGUCCCUAUUGUGGGAUCUCAUGGCGGUGAUGUCAAUGCCUAUGCUAUUGUCAAGGUGAACGGCCAAGAGAAGCUCCGUACAGCUACCUUCAAGCGUAGUGUCAAUCCUCGCUGGAACAAGUUCAUUGAAGUAUUUGUUGCUGACAAGUCCAACCUGAAUUUGGAUGUUACCAUCAUGAACAGCGUUGAUUUUGGCGAUGAUACAGUACUGGGUCGUUGGACAUCCAGUUUGAUGGAUAUGGAAAACCAGUUAAUCAAGGAGAAGAACGAUUGGUGGAAUUUGAAGGAUGGCACUGGCAAGAUCCACUUGAACAUGACUUGGAAGCCUGUGCCUCUGACCGGCUUCUCUGCUGGUUUGACGCGCGGUAGCUAUCGUGAGCCUAUUGGUGUUGUUCGUGUCAAGUUGAACAAGGCUACCAACAUAAAGAAUAUAGAGAUGCUGACUGGUGGUAAAUCAGAUCCCUAUGUUCGCGUCAUGUCUGGUUUGCAAUCGCGUGGCCAAACGGAAGCCAUCUUGGACAACUUGAACCCUGUCUGGGACGCUGCUGUCUACGUUCCCAUUCAUGCGCUGCGUGAAGAUCUUACAUUGGAAGUCAUGGAUUACAACGAUGUUACCAGUGACAAGUUUUUGGGCAUGUGUGAACUCUUGAUUAAGGACAUUGCUGUUGAAAACAAGACAGAGGAUGGUCAGACUUACUACGAGGCAUUGGCGCCUGUGUCUAGAAAUGUAGAGCUCAUGAACAAGGAGAGAAAGUCUGGUAGAGGCCAGCUGAACUAUGAAGCAUCCUUCUUCCCUACAUUGGCAUUGGCAAAGCAAUACACGCAAGAGGAACUGGAGGCCCAGGAAAAGGAAGCCAAGAAGAAGGACUCAGUUGCCAACGGUGAUGCUCCUGAAGCCAAACAACAAGAAGCUGCUGUUGCUGCAACUACCUCUGCUGCUGCAGCUGCCACCAGCCCCCCUGAAAAGGACCUCCAUGGAGAAGUAAUUCCAUACACUGAAAACGGCAAAAUCAAUCUUCUUGCCUAUUCUGCUGGUGUCCUGUCUGUCAAGAUCCACGAUGUUGUCCUGCCUAGCAAGAGCAAUGCUGUUGUAGAGAUCUUGUUGGACUCUAACGAUGCUCAAUUCCGUACAGCACCUGUCAAGGGCACAACACUCAGUUUCAAUGAAUCUGGCGACGCAUUUGUCAAGGAAAUGGACUUUUCUCGUCUUGUGGUGCGUGUGCGUAAUGCUAGAGACGACGUUAAAGAUGAAGGUCGUAUUGGCUUCUGGACCAGUCGUGUACAAGAUAUCGUUCAGUCGAUUCAAAACCGUCCUGAACCUGCUCAAGGAGAAGAGGAACAUGAGGACGUUCAAGAACACAACUUGUUGGAUUCUAAUGGUGGUCUCAUUCGCCUCAGUUUCAAGUUUAUUCCUGCUAUUCAGUUCCAAUUAGACCCUAGCGAAAGUUUAGAAAACCAGGGCAACUUGACAGUGACACUUGUGUCUGCCUCAGGUUUAAAGGCUGUUGAUAGAAGUGGCACCAGUGAUCCUUAUUGUGUCUUUAGUAUCAACAAGGAAAAGGUGUAUAAAUCACAAACCUACAAGAAACAACUUGCGCCUGUGUUCAAGAACGAGGGCUUCACUGCUCCUGUGGUGGCUCGUAACAAGGCUGUGUUUGACGUCAAGAUUUACGAUUGGGAUCAAAUUGGUUCCAACACCCUCCUGGCAGAAGGCCCUAUCCCUAUUGCCAAUUUAGAGUCAUUUGCAAUGCAAGAAGAGGAUGUACCUCUUCGUGGUGGUAAUAUCAAGCUUCGCCUCAAGUGGGAGCCUCAAUUACUCGCUCGUAAGCGUAUGGGUACCUCCUUGUUGAGCUCAACUACACAUAUUCUCACCAGCGGUACUGGUUUAGCUGGUGAUGUGGUUGGUUAUGGUGUAGGUGCAGGUGGAAAGGUGCUUACGGGUGGCACUCGCAUGGUAGGCGGUGCUAUUGGCGGCGGUACCAAAGCGGUUGGUGGUGCCAUUGGAGGAGGCAUUGGCGCUAUUGGCGGUGGUAUUGGAGCCAUCGGCCGAGGAUUUGGCAAGAUUGGAGGUCAUGGCAAGAAGUCCUCUGGCGAGAUUCCUGUGGUUGCUACUCAGGAACUCUCUGACAGUCUAGUUGCUUCACCUGUUGUCUCGCCUGUCACUAGCCAACAUCUUGCUGGCAUCAAUACAACGGCAGAACACCGACCCGACAUGGCACAUAGAGGGAGUGUCUCUGUCCUGUCAUCAAAUGGAUCCAUCAACAGCCCACGAUCUGUGUUUGAAGACCGAGAGAAAAAUGUCACCAUCAAGGUCAAUGUGGUGGAAGCCAGAAGUCUCAAGGGCUGUGGCCGCGACAAGAUGAGUGAUCCCUAUUGUCGUGUUAAGCUUGGCAAAAACGCUAUUCACAAGACCAAGCACCUCAAGAAAAAUUUGAACCCUGAAUGGAAUGAAACAUUUACAACAAAAGUAUUUGGGACAUCUGUCCUUGAAUUCAUGGUGAGGGAUCACAAUACCUUGGCUGAUGCUGAUAUUGGAGAGGUUUCAUUCAAUGUCAGUGAGCAUGUUGAUGAAGGUAAAUCGUUUGACGGCUGGCUUGCUCUGUCACCCAAUGGAACAGGUGAGAUCCAUAUUCAGGUGCAAGUCAUCUAG
Molecule: messenger RNA, 4638 nt
Organism: Mucor velutinosus
Lineage: Eukaryota; Fungi; Mucoromycota; Mucoromycetes; Mucorales; Mucoraceae
Product: Non-histone chromosomal protein 6
Exons: 6
Coding region: 1-4638 (1545 amino acids)
Molecular function (GO): lipid binding
Source: RefSeq, a predicted model, not a curated record